AUGUCGUCCUCCGGCCACCACAACCUCUCCAAAACCGACUCCGAGGUCAGCAGCCUGACCCCAUCCUCCCCAGGAAGAUCAUCCCCGCCGCGGAGCACCGCCUACUACGUGCAGAGCCCGUCGCGCGACUCCCACGACGACGAUGGCACCACGAUGGGCAAGAACACAACGAACUCGUUCCAUUCCACUCCUGUCAUCAUCAGCCCCAUGGGCUCCCCACCGCACUCCCAGCACUCCAACUCCUCCCUGGGCCCGCACUCACGGGAAUCCUCCUCCACCCGCUUCUCCGGCUCCCACCACCGCAACAACAACAACAAGAACGACAACAACCACCACCGUCGCGGCGGCGGUGACGAGGACGGCCGGAAGGGCCGCCGCCGCGGUGGAGGAGGAGGGAACAAUAAGCCGUGGAAGGGGUUUGAUGCGAUCGAGGAGGAAGGGCUGCUUUUCGACGGCGACGGGUCGGCUCACGGGUUGAGUGCUCGCCGGUGCUAUUUCCUCGCGUUCGUUGUUGGGUUCGCGCUGCUUUUCACGGUGUUCUCGCUGAUUCUUUGGGGGGCGAGCAAGCCGCAGAAGCCCACCGUCGCCAUGAAGAGCAUAACGUUCGACCAGUUCAUAGUUCAAGCCGGCGCGGAUUUCUCAGGCGUAGCGACGGAGAUGGUGUCCAUCAACUGCUCCGUCAAGCUCACUUUCCGCAACACCGCCACCUUCUUCGGCGUCCACGUCACUCCCACUCCUUUAGAUUUGUCCUACUCUCAGCUCACCAUCGCCACCGGAACCGUUAAGGAGUUCUAUCAAUCGAGGAAGAGCCAGAGAACGUUGACGGCGACGGCGAGAGGGAACAAGAUCCCGCUGUACGGUGGGGGAGCCGAGCUGGGCAGCUUCCUGAAAGGCGCGCCGGUUCAGCCCGUGCCGCUGGCGCUCAGCUUGAUGGUCCGGUCGAGAGCGAACGUAUUGGGCCGGCUGGUGAGGCCCAAGUUCUAUAAGAGGAUCCGUUGCACCGUGGUGAUGGACCCUCGUAAGAUGAACUUGGCGAUUCCCCUGAAGAACAAGUGCACCUACGAGUGAAUCUGAUCUAUUGCCUCUUGUUCUUUUUCCUGGCUGUCUGCUGUCAGACGUAGGUAGUUGGUCUUUUGGGCCUAUCAUGAGCCCAAAAAAUGGCAUGCCCUUGACCUUGUAGAAGGUGUUAGAUACCAUCGUUGUAAUUUUUGCUAUUUACAUAUAUAGAUGAG
This is a messenger RNA of Linum tenue, 1232 nucleotides long. The record is from the annotation of a GenBank genome assembly. NCBI's taxonomy places the organism in Eukaryota, Viridiplantae, Streptophyta, Magnoliopsida, Malpighiales, Linaceae.